AUGAAGUUCAACACUGGACCAGUAGCAGCCGUCCUAUACGUAUUGUUUUUAGUGUCCUCGGCACGAGAUAUGAGGGGACAAUGGAACUGGAGUGUAUGCAGCUUACAAACAUGGUGUGCCAAUGAUGAAGAUUGUCGGAAUCAGCCAGAUUGUGUAGACAAAGCAUUUGACCAUUCUAAGUCAUUGAUUUUCUGCUCCGUGAGCGCGGUUCAUCCUUAUACUUGUUGGGCUUGGACGGGGCCUGAUGCUGCUAACGGAAAGGGCAAGGGCGAAAAUCCAAAGUAA
Molecule: messenger RNA, 285 nt
Organism: Paracoccidioides brasiliensis Pb18
Exons: 4
Coding region: 1-285 (94 amino acids)
Source: RefSeq, a predicted model, not a curated record